This is a messenger RNA of Chenopodium quinoa (quinoa), 1302 nucleotides long. RefSeq lists its product as uncharacterized. The transcript is spliced from 2 exons. NCBI's taxonomy places the organism in Eukaryota, Viridiplantae, Streptophyta, Magnoliopsida, Caryophyllales, Amaranthaceae. Bases 414 to 1076 code for a protein of 220 amino acids. Gene Ontology annotation, molecular function: hydrolase activity. The record is from RefSeq and is a predicted model, not a curated record.
GAAAAAUCGAAAGGGGACAUAAUAGAAGAGUAAGGGAAAAUGGUUGGGAAAAAGAAAAAUAAUGAAAAGGACAUAUCUAACCAAUUAUUUUACCCUUAAUUUUCGCCAAUUUGAGAGACAAACUCCUCAACCCCCUAAUCCCCUAUGAAAGAAAAUCAAGAUUGUCUUCACUCUUCUUCCUUUUUAGGCUUCCCCAUCACCAAAACUCUGUCCAACCAUAUUUUAUACAUUUAUUUAUUUCAUUAUUUAUGACCCAAACCCAAUUUAAAGUUAUAGAAUUAAAUUGAAUCACCUUGAUUAUAUUCUUCCACUCAAACAAACAAACAAACAAAAGUCCUAAUUUUCUCAAUCCCUUUUCUUUGAAAACUUUUCCUUUCCCAAAAAAAAAAGAAGGGAUUUUUCUCUCUCCCAAAAUGUCUAGUGAAUCAGUUACUAUUGAAGGAAGUGAUGGAGUAAAUCUAAAAUCAAGAAUAUUUAAACCCACAGAAAAUAAUAAAGAUGAAAAUUUGGGCAUUGUUUUGGUUCAUCCAUAUUCAGUUUUAGGUGGUUGUCAAAGUUUAUUAAGAGGAAUGGCAACUGGGUUAGCAAAUGCUGGUUAUUUGGCUGUUACUUUUGAUAUGAGAGGUGUUGGUAGGUCAACUGGUAGUAAAUCUGUUUCUGGGUUUGCUGAGGUUAAAGAUGUAAUUUCUGUUUGCAAAUGGGUUUGUGAAAAUCUGUCUGUUAAUAGGAUUUUGCUGGUGGGUUCUUCUGCAGGUGCACCAAUUGCUGGUUCGGCUGUUGAUCAGGUUGAGCAAGUGGUAGGUUAUGUGAGCAUAGGAUAUCCAUUUGGUAUGAUGGCAUCAAUCCUCUUUGGAAGGCACCAUAAGGCUAUCUUGCAGUCGCCAAAACCAAAGCUUUUCGUUAUGGGAACACGGGAUGGCUUUACAAGUGUCAAGCAGUUGCAGAAUAAGCUAAGCUCAGCUGCAGGCCGUGUUGAGACACAUCUAAUUGAAGGUGCUAGCCAUUUUCAAAUGGAAGGUCCUGAUUUUGAUUCUCAAAUGGUUGAGUUGAUUGCAAAGUUUGCAGAAUCUCUAUAGGUGACGGGUGGGUAAAACUCCUUCUGUGUGCCUAUAUCAACAAGCAAUCUGAUAGAUUUUCCGAUGCACUAGUAGCAGCAAAAUCUAAAAUUCGGAAAAUGGAGGUGGUAAUAUGUGCAGAUAAUGAGUAUUGCAUACUAACGUGGCAACAUUGUUACAUGUUACAACAUAUGGUCUCUAUUUAUUUUUGUAAUAUUCUUUGAAAUGAUUGCAGUUACUGGAGUUA